Messenger RNA from Sclerotinia trifoliorum, 1305 nucleotides. NCBI's taxonomy places the organism in Eukaryota, Fungi, Ascomycota, Leotiomycetes, Helotiales, Sclerotiniaceae. The record is from the annotation of a GenBank genome assembly.
GGCUUUACUUCCCCACCAAAAUGUCACCAACCACAAUAUCACAAUUUAUUUUCUUGUAAAUUCAAAGAGGCUGUCGAUGCAUACACAUUUCACAGAUAAACACGGCGCUGCUCUGCUAAUACUCUAGACCUCAUUCUCACUUUUCUUUACUUCAUAACAGUCAUGACGGCACAAAAUUCAACUCAGGAAGUCCAAGAAUCGGAAAAUAAUGAUCACCUUAUAACAUCGCAAGAUCCCCAACAUCCCGCAAAUCUCAUCCCGGAACUAUGUUCGAAAUUCUGGCAUUUAGGAUGGGUAACCGGUACAGGAGGAGGAGCCAGUAUACGCAACGAGUAUAUCCAUCCUUCCCGCCCUCUACAAACAAAAGCUAAUGCACCACAGUAAUCUAGUCUACCUCGCGCCAUCUGGAGUUCAAAAAGAACUCAUGAAACCAGAACACAUCUAUGUGCUCGACAUAACCGCACAACCCAACCCCAAACAGCGCAUCUACCUCCGCUCACCCCCCAAUCUCAAACCCUCGCAAUGCACCCCGCUCUUCAUGGCGGCCUUUACCAAGCGCAACGCAGGAUGUUGCAUCCACACGCAUUCACAAUGGGCCGUCCUCAUAACACUGCUCCUCGAAUCCGCACAAAACACCACCAUGUUUGAAAUCAACAAUAUCGAGCAAAUAAAAGCUUUUGGAAAAGGCUAUACGAAAGCAGGAAAUUUGGGAUAUCAUGAUACGUUGCGCAUUCCGGUUAUUGAAAAUACACCCCAUGAGGAAGAUUUGACCGAGUAUUUGGAAGAAGCGAUGGAGAAAUAUCCGGAUACGUAUGCAGUCUUGGUGAGGAGGCAUGGGGUUUAUGUUUGGGGGGAGUCAGUACACAAGGCGAAGACUCAGUGUGAGAGGUAGGUUUUUCUAUUUUUUAUUUUGGAUUAUUUCUAUUGAUGAUGUGGAUGAUGCUGAUAUUUUAUGUAGUUUGGAUUAUCUGUUCCAAAUUGCGCUUGAGAUGAAUAAAUUAGGAAUACCAUGGUUAACUAACGUCAAACCAAUUGCUUGAAGAGUCUACGGAUUUACGGUCUAAAUGUCGUUGCAGUUGCGAUUAGGAGAUGAAUUUGUGACUAGAAGAAUCAAAGAUACACCUUUCCUAAGCGAUGGUUUCUAGGAUAUGGGAAGGAGUAGAAGUAGGUAUCCCUAUUCCAUAUGUGUAUGGGUUUCUGAAUUACGUGUGACAUUACAUCUCUUUACUUUGGUUUACACGUACAGCCAGUAGCUCCUAUAAUAUUAAACAACCCUUUCAUCUUUCUCCCAAAAAUAAAAACCUC